CCCAACCUCAUCGCGCGCAACCCUUCCAUUCCACUUAUUGCAGCGCACAAACACCGUGCCUAGCGCUGCUUCAACGAUUCUUAAGUGCCGACCUAUACGCUUUCCAGCGUUACGCGCUCGCGCGACACUCGUCUCGAGGCUCACGUUCUCUACCGCACGCAUACGCCGCAACCAUCACAAUGUCAGGCGCAACCGCUGCAAAGGGGAAGAAGCAGGCAAACAAGAACGCCUAUAGGCGCGCGAAGAAGAAGGCGCAGCGCUCUGAGACACCAUCCGAAGCCACCGACUCUGCGCGUGAGAGCGAAUCUGCUGAACCAGAAAGCGACACGAAUAACGAUGUACAGGCGGUGAAGUCCGCGGACUUGGUUAACAUCAACGACAUCUCGAACCAGUACGACCUAGACAACCCACUCUUUGAGCAGUACAAGGACAUCUUCGAGAAGUUCAGGGAACGAACAGAGGAGGAGGUAGCUACUAGGGACGACGAGAAGCCUGAGAUCUACUACAGCGACAAUGACGAUGUCAGUGAGGAAGAGGACGGCACACCGAAGAUCUCGAAGAAGCAGCGCAAGGCCAUGAACAAGCUUUCGGUCGCUCAACUGAAGUCUUUGGUCAGCAAGCCUGAGCUGGUGGAAUGGACAGAUGUCUCCUCCUCAGAUCCGCAGCUACUGGUCGCCAUCAAGGGUGCGAAGAACGUCAUUCCAGUACCGACACACUGGUCUCUCAAGCGGGAGUACCUCUCCUCAAAGCGUGGUAUCGAAAAGCCGCCUUUCGCGCUGCCGAAGUUCAUUCAAGAGACCGGUAUCGCUGAAAUGCGAGAUGCUGUCCUCGAGAAGCAGGCAGAGAUGACGAUGCGACAAAAGCAGCGGGAGCGCGUUCAGGGAAAGCUUGGCAAACUCGACAUCGAUUACUCGAAACUCUACGACGCAUUUUUCCGACGCCAAACAAAGCCCGAAUUGACACGGUACGGCGAGGUGUACUACGAAGGCAAGGAGUUCGAGACAAACCUUGUCAACCUGAAGCCUGGUGAGUUGAGUGAAGAGCUGAGAGAAGCCCUUGGUAUGGUACCCGGUCAUCCACCACCAUGGCUCAUCAACAUGCAACGUUUCGGUCCUUCGCCCUCUUACCCUAACAUGCGUAUCCCUGGUGUGAACGCACCUAUUCCUCCGGGCGCUUCUUGGGGAUUCCAACCUGGACAGUGGGGUAAGCCACCAACAGAUGAUGCCGGACGGCCGCUAUUCGGUGGCGACCUUUAUGGCACCAGCAUUCUCGAGGAGCAGCAGCAGCCUACACACGAGGGCGAGCCCGUGGAACGCACGACAUGGGGUGUACUGCGUGCUGAAGGCGAGAGUGAGGACGAAGAGAGCGACGAAGAGGAGGAAGAUGAUGAAGAAGAAGAGGACGAGGAAGAGGAUGCAAGUGGCAUUCAGACAUCGAUGACCGGCGCUGCAUCUGCCAUGCCGUCUGAGAUUGGCGGGACAGAGAGCAUCGGUGGCGAGUUCACGCUUCGCAAGCAGCGCAAGGGAAUCGAAACCGAAGAACCAGGGGCACCGCGAAGCGCAUACCAGGUUCUGCCCGAAAAGAAUAUCUCAGCGACCGGCUUCUUCGGCGGCGAGCACGCUUACGAUCUCGAUGCAGCGAGGAGGGACCAGCUCGGAGCAGCUCAGAGAAAGCGAAAGGCCGGCGAUGUCGAUAUUUCUGUGGACGUUGAUCAGCUAGCGGACAGCGACAAGCUGGACAAGGACGCUUUGAAGAAGGAGUAUGAGUCGAGGCAACGAGCCGAGGCCGCAGGACAGUGGCAGAGUAUCGAUCAAGACGAUCUGGCGGACAUGAUAGCUUCAGAGAGCAGGAAGAGAGUCAAGAGAGAAUCUGAGCGUGGCAACAAGCGGUAAACGGAAGAGGUGGAUUCUUGUACAAAAGAUGGGUGGCUUGACGAUUGGACAGCUCGAAUCGAGCCGGCGUUAUGGAUAUCCAAGGGUUCUAAAGAAUCGUAGCCAGCAUUGGGAUAUGGCGUUACAUGCGGCGACCGUCAUGAUCGCGCAAAAUGAACAAAAUCGAGCUCAAGAGCCUCCGGUCUUUCGCACCGGACAGAACAAGACGAAGCUUACAGUGAUGAAAGAUGUUUCAAGUGGAAGGAUACAGUCAAGAGGAUUCGCAUGGUAACAAGAACGGUGUUGCCUUUGAGAUUGCAGACGUUGCACAGCAUCAUCAAGAACAGUCGAAGGCUCUUCUGAAAAGGUCAAGAC
Macroventuria anomochaeta is the source of this 2246-nucleotide messenger RNA. RefSeq names its product DUF382-domain-containing protein. Lineage: Eukaryota; Fungi; Ascomycota; Dothideomycetes; Pleosporales; Didymellaceae. The record is from RefSeq and is a predicted model, not a curated record. Bases 180 to 1892 code for a protein of 570 amino acids. Gene Ontology annotation, biological process: mRNA splicing, via spliceosome. The transcript has 2 exons. Gene Ontology annotation, cellular component: U2-type spliceosomal complex; nucleus; precatalytic spliceosome.